Aureococcus anophagefferens is the source of this 291-nucleotide messenger RNA. RefSeq lists its product as hypothetical. Gene Ontology annotation, molecular function: dynein intermediate chain binding; dynein light intermediate chain binding. The record is from RefSeq and is a predicted model, not a curated record. Gene Ontology annotation, biological process: microtubule-based process. Gene Ontology annotation, cellular component: dynein complex. NCBI's taxonomy places the organism in Eukaryota, Pelagophyceae, Pelagomonadales, Pelagomonadaceae. The transcript has a single exon. Bases 1 to 291 code for a protein of 96 amino acids.
AUGUGGGGGGCCCAGGUGCGGCUCCCCUGCGACAUGGGAGAUGACGUGCUCCGCGACGCCAUCGAGAGCGUGCGCGAGGAGCUCAACAACCUCGAGGCGACGCAGGGCGACUGGGAGGGGCCCGCCGGCUCGGAGAUCGUCGAGCGCAUCAAGCGGAAAUUCGACUCCAAGUGGAGCCCGAGCUGGCACGUCGUCAUCGGCCGGUCCUACGGCUCCUUCGUGACGCACGAGACGAGGCAGUUCGUGUCGUUCAAAAUCAACGACAAGGCCGUCAUGCUGUACAAGGUCUAG